AUGAAUGCACCUGGAAAUAAUCAAAUGAUUGCCCCAAAAAUUCAAAAGCAAUUGGUGAAUGCUCGUGCAGUUGAGACUACAAAUGCUAUUCUAGCUGAUCUUGGAGAUAGGUGGUUCACUUUACUACUUGAUGAUGCUCGUGGCUAUUUAGUGAAAGAGCAAAUGACAGUUGUUAUUAGAUAUAUGAACAAACAUAGAGAGGUGAUUAAACGAUUUAUGGAUGUAGUUCAUGUUGCAACAACUACAGCGGCUUGUUUGAAGGAGGCAAUCGACUCUUUAUUUGCUAAGUAUGGUUUCUCAGUGGCGAGAUUGAGGGGUCAAGGAUAUGAUGGUGCUUCAAAUAUGUCUGGAGAUUUAAUGAUUGUUGGUUCGAUUGUGAACACAUCUGCAUCAUCUUGCAAAAGGGCCGACAAACUUCGACAACUUGAAUAUGACAGAAAAGUUAAACUUUUUGAAAGAGGAGAGAUUAGUUCUGAUAGAGGACUAAACCAAGAAACUAGUUUAGCUAGACCUGGAGAUACACGAUGGGGGUCUCAUCAUUCAACUUUAAGUCAUAUUGAACAAAUGUGGUCAUCUGUUAUAGAGGUUUUUCAAAAUUUGAUUGAUGAUGGUGAUCGUUCUUCUAAGGGUUUAAGUAGAACUUUGGUUGAAAGAAUGGAGAGGUAUGAAUUUGUGUUUAUUCUAUUAUUGAUGAAACGUAUAUUGGCAAUCACAAAUCAUUUGUCAACUGUUCUAUAUGAGAAAGAUCAAAAUAUUGUGAAUGCGAUGCGUUUGAUCAAUAAUGUUAUCGAUAUUAUUCUACAGGAGAUAGAUAGUCGUUUCUCUGAAACAACUACAGAUUUGUUGAUUUAUAUGUCAUACCUUGAUCCUAGGAACUCAUUCUCUAGAUUUGAUGUACAGAAGUUAGUGUGUCUAGCUCAUUUUUAUGAGGAUGAUUUUUCUUGGAAUGAGCGUAUGUUGGUUGAACAAGAGCUUGAAACAUAUAUUGAUGACGUCAGAUCAGAUGAGCGGUUUGAAGGCAUUUCGGAUUUGGGAGCUCUUGCAAAGAAAAUGAUUGAAACAAUGAAGAACCGUAUGUUUUCUUUCGUUUAUCGGAUGAUUGAGCUAGCCUUACUUCUUCCAGUUGCUACUACAACUGUUGAAAAAGUGAUUGGAGAUGAAUGGAUGAAUGAUAGUUUGGUAGUCUAUAUCGAAAAAGAUGUUUUUAAUGCUGUCGACAAUGAGCCAGUUUUACAGCGUUUUCAGAACAUGGACUCUCGAAGAAUACAAUUGUCACGAAUUCAUUAG
This is a messenger RNA of Zingiber officinale, 1287 nucleotides long. RefSeq lists its product as uncharacterized. The coding region runs from base 1 to 1287 and encodes 428 amino acids. NCBI's taxonomy places the organism in Eukaryota, Viridiplantae, Streptophyta, Magnoliopsida, Zingiberales, Zingiberaceae. The record is from RefSeq and is a predicted model, not a curated record. The transcript is spliced from 4 exons.